Messenger RNA from Styela clava, 1713 nucleotides. Its product is annotated as transcriptional adapter 2-alpha-like. Gene Ontology annotation, cellular component: SAGA-type complex; nucleus. Gene Ontology annotation, molecular function: zinc ion binding; chromatin binding; protein binding. Lineage: Eukaryota; Metazoa; Chordata; Ascidiacea; Stolidobranchia; Styelidae. The record is from RefSeq and is a predicted model, not a curated record. Gene Ontology annotation, biological process: chromatin remodeling; regulation of transcription by RNA polymerase II.
UUACUCAAUAUCUAUCUUAAUUAUUGUACAAUUCACAUGAUGCCAAUUACCUCAAAAUCACUAGGAAUUGAUAUUGCAAAGGCAAAAUAUCCAGUUGUUGAUCCAGCUGAUCGGGAUCCUUGUCCUGGCUGUUCAUCAUAUCUAAAUGAACCUUUCAUAAGAUGUAUAGAUUGUGACACAGAGCCUUACUUAAUUUGUUUAUCAUGUUUUGCACGAGGAUUUGAAAAUGGUAAACAUAAAAGCAAUCACAAAUAUGAAAUAAUUACAGGCAGUUUUCCAUUAUUGGAAUAUGGUUGGUCAUCAGCUGAAGAAAUGCGUUUGUUGGACAGUUUAUCGGACUGUGGAGCUGGAAACUGGUCCGCAGUUGCUAAACAAGUUAGAACAAAAACAAAGCAUGAAUGUGAAGGUCAUUAUGUGAAAUGCUACAUCUUAAAUGCAAGAUAUCCUUUGCCUGAAUUGCCUUGCCGUCCUGCUGCAAAAAUAUGUCCUCCCAUUCCAUUUAAAGCAAGUGGAGAACCUUGUCGUCCAUUGCCAGAAUCUCACAGAGCACAAGACAUGGCGGGAUACCUUGCGGCAAGAGGAGAUUUUACGGAAGAAUACUUAAAUGGAGCAGAAUGGGGCAUAAAAGAUGUUCAUUUUGCACCCGAUGAUUGGCCUGUACUAAAAUCUUUAAAGUUGGAAAUGGUGAAAAUUUAUCAAUCAAGGCUCUCAGAACGUAAAAGAAGAAAAGAUAUAAUGAGGACUCACGGAUUAAUUAAUGUGAAUAAUCAUGUUAUGCAAUAUUUGCGAAAGCUUGCAAACUAUGAGAAAGAAUUAGAAGAAAAGUUGCGACCUUUAAUGAGACUUCAACAUCCGAUUGCACAUGACAAAAUAUUUGCAGGAUUUUGUGAAGAGCAUCGCUUGAUUAAAAGAGUCCAAAAACUGAAAGAAUAUAGAAAAGCAGGGAUUACUUCACACAGAGUAACCAAAUUAUACGAAAAACUCAAGUCCACUCGACGAGUAGAGCCAUAUAGUUCUUGUCUAACUGAAAUAUUAUCAUACAAGAAUGACCAUGCCGCAUUAUUACAAUGGUUGCACAGGCAAUCAUUGGACACGAGUCAGUCCUCCACCCUUGGACCAGUUAUACCCUCUUCUCGAAAGUCUAUAAACCCAAUUGACAUUUCAGAUUUGCCUGGGGUACAGAAGUUGAGUACUAUUGAAAAAGAAUUUUGUGAAUCUUGUAGAAUUGUUCCAGAGGCAUUUUUGCGAUAUAAAUGCCUUCUGGUAUCGGAGUUUGAACGAUCAGGAACUCUGAAGCUGUCUCAAGCAAGAACAAUUGUUAAAAUUGAUGUAAACAAAACUAGAAGACUGUUCGAUUUCUUGGUUAAACAAGGUUAUGUUAAUACAGAUUCCACUACAGCUUGAAAACACAGUGAUUAACUAAGAUGUUCAAUUUAUCGUGCUUUUACUUAAAACUUUGAAUUUGUUGUUUCGUUGUGCAAGAAUGACAAUACAAGCUCAUAUUUUUUGGUCACAGUCACUACUGCUUACUCAAACCAGUUUGUUUUAUUUAUCAUCAGCCUCGGUGAACUUUUCAUGAAUACAUUUUAAUCACUGCCAUUUGUUUGCCGACUUUGGCAUGUAGAAAUUGAUAUCUCUUCUUGAAUUGCAACUGAUUGGUUGGCUGCCUUAUUCGAGGAAGAACACGUUUGAUAUUAAACAGGCCUCCCUCUA